UUAUAUCACUUGUCGCCGAUAUAGAUUUUUGUUCUCGAGAAACCCAACAAAGGGCGGAAGCCUUUCCGCAAUAUGGCAGCGUAUCACGUUACGUAGGUACAAAAUGUGUAGUAUCACGCACCGUUGCAUUGUCCGUCGUCCCAGCAGUCGAACGUCGGAGCUCAUUGUCAACGCCACAGUAUUUAUAAUAACAUCAAUCUUGAUGGAAACUCCAAACAUGAUACAGUUUCUCAAAUAUUGACGUGGCGUCAAGUCAACUUUCCGACUGUCGACAAGAUAACGUGAGUGUUAUAAAUCAUCUCUAUGAUGCGUGAUCGCUUGCACAUAUUGAAACGCAGACUCGUUGCACCGCAAAAGAGAGAAUGUGGCGAGGCAACUCAUGUUUCACUCCCGACUGUUGAUUCUCGAUUCGCCUUAUGUAACUAAUGAUUGCCUGUGCGAGCGUGUGAACCAUAAAUAAUCCACUUUGAGUUCAAGACUUUAUUGGAUUCUCUUCUGCACCCUAAUACGAAAUACGAAAAUCAUACAUAAGUGCGCGCCUAAAAUCUCCUAAACAGCAGCGAAUUAAAAUUCGUUAAAAUCUUAAAAAGAGAUCCCCUAUUUCAAAAAUUAAUUUAAAUUAUUUAUCGGUUUUCUUUUAUCAAUAACUUCUUGGCAGAGUUCUCUCCGCAGAAGGAUGAAGUUUGACUGUGCGGUGAAAAUCAUAAUAAAAUCACUGCGAUUGUAAUUUAUAACAAUUUAUUGUAAAUGUGGUGCCGGAAGAACUCGAGCACUUGUGGAUAUCGAUCACUCAUGCGAGGGACGCGUUAGUCGUGCAAGGUGAGUCACAUAAGGGAGAUCAAAUUGCCAGGCGAGAAGGAGUCUCGCCUGUCAAUCGCCACAGGCGGAAUUGUGCAUAUUAUCUAGCUGUAUCUCUGUGACGAAAAUGCGCGGUAUCACGGAAAGAACGCCUCUAAGAAGAUCCACGGAUUCGCCCGAUUACGUCGAGUUCGCCAGCCUCUUGAGGACUCGAAGAACGCGAUUGCGACAGUUCCAAUGCUGCGUCUGCGGUAUUCUGAUAGUGGUUUUUACCAUGGCUCUGGUGGUAUCCAUCAGCUACUCCAUGAGCCAUAGUAACUUCACUGAUCCUGUGAACGACAACGUAACGUCUCUAGGUAGUGCUUUGAGAUUGGGACUCGCACUUGAAUCUAUCUCACACUCGGCCUUCAGCAGCACCACCAGUGCCACAACUGAACCCAAAUCAGUCUUGGUAACUAACGAGGAUGUCGACACUUCAACGAAGCGUCUCAGCCAACUGGAAUACACGCGAGGAUUACGAGCUGGCGAACAGGCGAUGAAGGAUCGUUUGUUCGCGGAUAUGGUCGCCGCGAAAUCACCGUUGCCACCUUCAUCCCCUGAAUUCAGACAUCGCCACGCGGUGAGCACGCGCUGCAAUGUUAGCACCCUUGCUUUGGCAGCGACAGGUGAAAUCGCGGCAACAAAAAUGAUUGAGAAAAUGAGGUCCACCCAUGAUAAACCGUCGGCGAUCGGUACCUUCUUCGACAGCGGCUGGUUACCGGAAACCGUGUGCAAACGAUUCUUCAAUAAUACCUGCAAAGCCAGCAAGUACCGAACUAUCGACGGUAGCUGUAAUCGACCGAGAGGCUGGGGCACCAGCAUGACGCCCUUUCGAAGAGCUCCGUCACCCGAUUAUGCCGAUGGAAUCGAAUCGCCUCGAAAGGCACGGUCCGGAAAGGAUUUGCCUUCCGCCAGGGAGAUCAGUCUGAAGGUGCACAAACCUUCGGCCAGCAGCAAUCCGUCUUUCACGGUGAUGCUGGCGGUGUUUGGCCAGUUUCUAGAUCACGACAUCACCGCAACUGCGCUCAGUCAGGGUGCCAAUGGAAGUUCCAUAGCGUGCUGCCCGCCGUUGGGAGGACAACAUCCUGAGUGCUUUCCCGUGCAAGUGGGAGCCGGCGAUCCUGUGUACGAUCUGACUGGCAGGACUUGCAUGGACUUUGUGAGAUCGGCGCCGGCCCCGCGAUGCAAACUCGGUCCUAGAGAACAACUCAAUCAGGUCAGCGCCUUCAUCGAUGGCUCGACUAUUUAUGGCUCCGACAACGAGAUCGCUCGUGACCUGCGCGAGUUCACCGGUGGUCGUCUGAGGAUGCAGUUAACUCCAGACAAUAGGACUUUGCUGCCGCCGAGCACGAACCCCAAUGACGGUUGCAAUCGGGAAGUCGAGCAACGCCGUGGCCGCUAUUGCUUCGUCGCGGGCGACGCCAGGGCGAACGAGAACCUGCACCUGACCACGAUGCACCUUCUCUGGGCGCGGCAGCACAACAGGAUCGCGAAUGAACUAUCCAGAGUUAAUCCAGCUUGGAGCGAUGAGACGCUCUACCAGGAAGCGCGACGCAUCGUCGGUGCUCAAUUGCAGCACGUCACUUAUCGUGAAUUUUUGUCCGUUAUUCUGGGUGACAAGAGGAUGAAUGAGCACAAUUUGCUGCCUCUCACGUCGGGCUACAAAAAGCGGACGCACGAUCCGGACGAGCUGGAGAACGACCCGACGAUCGCCAAUCACUUCGCGGCCGCAGCUUUCCGCUUCGCUCACACUUUAAUACCAGGAUUGAUGAGGAUGACGGACGCUGAGAAGGAUACUCAGUCCUACAUGGAGCUGCACAGGAUGCUCUUCAAUCCCUACAGUCUCUACGCCGCGGAUGGUAUGAGACAUUCAGUCACCUCGGCCACGACCAACGUUAUCCAGAGGUACUCCACGCACGUAACUUCGCAGCUGACCAAUCACCUCUUUGAGGACCCCAUGGCCAAUUCUACGGUACCAUGCGGCCUUGAUUUAGUGUCGUUGAACAUCCAACGAGGACGGGAUCAUGGACUACCGGGUUAUACUGUGUGGCGGGAAUAUUGUGGUCUCGAAAAGGUGGAAACUUUCGACGAUCUCGUAGGCCACUUGGACCGUCAAGCUCUGGAAGAGAUAUCAAUGCUCUACGAAACUGUUGGCGAUGUGGAUUUGUAUACCGGCGCAUUGGCAGAAAUACCGGAAUCGGACAGCUUGAUCGGACCUACGUUUACGUGCUUGAUUCUUGAUCAGUUCGCGCGUUUGCAAAAGGGAGAUCGUUUCUGGUACGAGUUUGCCGAACAGCCAUAUCCUUUUACAAAAGAUCAACUCGUGGAAAUACGUAAGAGUUCGCUGGCGAAAUUAAUAUGCGAUUGUUCUGAUGGAAUCAUGCACGCUCAGAUGAGAGUUAUGCGUUCUGUUGGUCCUGACAAUCCUAUGGUAUCAUGCGAAGAUAUACCAGGACCUUCCUUUGCAGCAUGGAAAGAAGAUCACGCUUCCGAUUCAAAAUCAUCGUAGCGUUUCAAAUUUUAGAAAUCUCAGUAAACGAGAAUAAAUUAAAGUGAAUAGAAAUUUGUUUCGACAUUUUCAAAUUUGUGUUUCAGAUUUUUUGUAUCCAUUUGAAUCUAAAAAUAAUACGGAUAUGAAUACAUCCGAAGUCAAUAUGAUGAAUAACACAUUUUAUAUUUUAAUUUAUUUAAAUUUAUUUGAAUCGAAAAAUACUUCGGAUCUCUAAAACACGAACUCAGACAAAUUUAAAUAAAUUGCAAUUUUCAAUAAUUUUGAAUUUAUUUUUGUUUACUGGGAAACAAGCAUAUACAUGUAUACAAGAUAUUCUAAAAUUGCUAAAUAUACUUUUUAAUAAAUUAUUUGAUUAAUUUAGAUAUAUAUUAAAAAUUGAAAAAUUACAAAAAAAUGAUUACCUUCAUCAGUAUUUUUAAUUGCUACAGAAAAAUUGACUCUAGAUUGGUUCAAUUUGUGAAAGCAUACGUAGUAAUUCUAUGUAUAAAUUCCUUACAAAUUAAAGGAAGGUCACUAUUUACUAACAUGAAGAAAUUUCGUUUCUUUAUGUAUGCAAGUUAUGUUUAUUUAAAAUUAUUCUUUAAAAACAUUUUAUAUUCUUGCUAAUAUAUAAAAUAAUUAAAUUGUUGAUUUAAUACUAGUCUUUUUUGUAAGUUUCUCUCAAAAACUAAACGUAAUGGCGAUAGUACCGUACCGCUCAAAAUACAAAAUUAAAAUAAGAAAUAAAGUUUUUGUAAUUUAUUUCUGUAUGUUUUAUAAAACAUAAUUACUACAAAUAUAUUCCAUAAAUAAAUAUCUAAAAAAACCCAGUUUUUAUCCGAUUGUUGACUUUAAGCAGCGAUGGGUACGAUUAAUACUUGACCGCUUGAAACAUCGUAUGAUAAUGGCAAAAAAUAAAGUUAAUAUUAAAUGACUUUGGUCAUACGCAUUGACUAAUUAUCCAUUUUUAUUGUUAUAUAAGAAAAUUAAUAAUUUUUAUCGUUAUAUAAGAAAAACUUUUAGAAAGAUAAAAUUUUGAAAAUAAUAAAAAGCAGCGCUCGAGUAUGUUAUA
Molecule: messenger RNA, 4400 nt
Organism: Solenopsis invicta (red fire ant)
Lineage: Eukaryota; Metazoa; Arthropoda; Insecta; Hymenoptera; Formicidae
Product: peroxidase
Exons: 6
Coding region: 926-3346 (806 amino acids)
Biological process (GO): response to oxidative stress
Molecular function (GO): peroxidase activity; heme binding
Source: RefSeq, a predicted model, not a curated record